Boleophthalmus pectinirostris (great blue-spotted mudskipper) is the source of this 3470-nucleotide messenger RNA. RefSeq names its product PR domain containing 16 (gene prdm16). Gene Ontology annotation, cellular component: nucleus. The coding region runs from base 96 to 3350 and encodes 1084 amino acids. The record is from RefSeq and is a predicted model, not a curated record. NCBI's taxonomy places the organism in Eukaryota, Metazoa, Chordata, Actinopteri, Gobiiformes, Gobiidae. The transcript has 13 exons. Gene Ontology annotation, molecular function: DNA-binding transcription activator activity, RNA polymerase II-specific; RNA polymerase II cis-regulatory region sequence-specific DNA binding. Gene Ontology annotation, biological process: regulation of transcription by RNA polymerase II.
GUUUCUCUCUGGACAGUUCUGGACCGGACCCGUCAUCGUCCAACAGCAGCUGGCUCAGAUACAUCCGCUCGGCACCGUCCUUCCAGCAGCAGAACAUGGUGGCCUGUCACCUCACCGGGGACCAGAUCUACUACAAAACGGUCCGGGACAUCGAGGCGGGGGAGGAGCUACUGGUGUAUAUGAAGGACGGCAUUUUCCCCGAGGGAUCCAUGGCACCCAACCUGCAGGACGAGCAGAUGUACCGCUGCGAGGAGUGCGACGAGCUCUUCUCCUCCACGCUGGAGCUCAGGAGGCAUCAGAAGUACUCGUGCUCCGGCUCCUUCGGCUCCCUGCAGGACGACUUCAAACAGGAGAGAGAGGACAGCGACGAGCCCAUCCACGAGUGCAAGGACUGUGAGAAGAUCUUCCCCAACGAAUACAGUUUGGGUCAGCACAUGAUCGUCCACACCGAGGAGAGAGAGUACAAGUGUGACCAGUGUCCCAAAGCCUUCAACUGGAAGUCCAACCUCAUCCGCCACCAGAUGUCUCAUGACAGUGGCAAGCGCUUUGAGUGUGAAAACUGUGAUAAGGUGUUCACGGACCCCAGUAAUCUGCAGAGGCACAUCCGCUCUCAGCACGUGGGGGCCCGAGCUCACACCUGCCCCGAGUGCGGGAAGACCUUCGCCACAUCGUCGGGACUCAAGCAGCACAAGCACAUCCACAGCAGCGUCAAGCCCUUUAUCUGCGAGGUGUGCCACAAGUCCUACACCCAGUUCUCAAACCUCUGUCGUCACAAGCGAAUGCACGCCGACUGCCGCACUCAGAUCAAGUGCAAGGACUGCGGCCAGUUGUUCAGCACUACCUCUUCCCUCAACAAGCACCGGCGCUUCUGUGAGGGCAAAAACCAUUACGGUUCCCCAGGGGGCAUGUUCAACCCCGGCAUCCCCAUGAGCUCCAGCCCCAUCAUGGCCAAGGCCAAAUCCCACCACCCCCACCUCCCAGGCCUCAACCAGUCCAGUCUAGGCUUCACUGACUACUUUCCCUCUAGACCUCAUCCCCACGCUGGGCUGCCCUUCUCCCCGGGACCCCACGGGUUCCCUUCGCUCCCUCAUGGUUUUCCAGGAAUCUUCCCCCCAUCACUGUACCCCCGUCCAGCAUUAAUGCCCACUAGUCCUUUACUUAAAAGUCCCAUAGGCGGCAACGGUCAGGAGGUAAAACUACCCCGCAGCCCCCUGGACGGCCCCCCGCUGUCUCUGGUCACGUCGACAAACAGCAACGCAGGCAACGGGCACAGUCAACCCGACGACAAAGAGAAGGACCACAAGCUAGACUUAUCCUCGAGCGGAGACGUGAAGCCCAAGUCGAAGGUGACGGAUAUGUCCGACGGCAGCGACCUGGAGGACGUCAACACCACCAGCGGAACGGACCUGGACACAACCACGGGCACGGCGUCCGGGGAAGGGUCGGAUCUGGAGAGCGAGGGCGACAGCGAACGGGAACGCAGUAAGAGGAGAAAGCCAUCGGGGGCAGCAAUGAGCCAGGAGGGCAGCCAGCCGGACGACACGAACAGUACGUUGGCGUCUGCGGUGUCUAGUUCCGGAAACCUCUCCAUCGAACGUUCCUUUCUGAAUGCCUCCUCUCAGCCGUCCUUCUUCCCUCCUCCCGACGAACAAGCCCUCCCGCCCACAUCCACGAACGCCAACGCCGCGGCGACAGACUCCAUCAAAGCCAUCGCGUCCAUCGCAGAGAAAUACUUCGGCCCGGGUUUGAUCGGUUUGCAUCAGGAGAAGAAGAUGGGGCCCUUACCUUACCAUUCGAUGUUCCCGUUCCAGUUCUUGCCCAACUUCCACAACUCGCUAUACCCAUUUGCAGCGGAGCGUGGCGGACUCAAUCCUAGCAUGUUCUUCAAGUCUGAGCCCAAAUCGCCGCGGGAGCACUUACACAAAAUCGGCGGGCAUCUUGCAUCGUCGGCCGAGUCGCCAUUCGAUCUCACAACGAAACCCAAGGAGCCCAAACUUCCCCCACCCGCGCCAACAAACCCACCCCACAACAACAGUAGCACCGGCAGCAGUAGCGGACCUCGGGCGCCCUCUACUGGGGACGAACAGCCAUUGGAUCUUAGCAUCGGCACGCGCAGUCGGACGGGGCAGAACGGCGUGGCUGCGGAACUGCCAAAUCGCAAAAACCACAUCUACAGUGUUGGGAAAAGUUUGUCGGCGAAAGAGGACAGCCUUGCCGCGUUCCCGCACCUUCAUCCCCAGUCGCUGCACCAGUCCAUGAGCCAGCACCAGCAGCCCCCCUCGCAACCCCCACAACCUCCGCCCCUGCACUACGCCAAGCCCUCGGCCUUCUUCAUGGACCCCAUAUACAGCAGGGUGGAGAAGAGGAAGCUGCUGGACCCAGUGGGCGCUCUCAAGGAGAAGUUCCUGCGACCGUCCCCUCCACUUUUCCACACGCAGAUGUCUGCGAUGGAGAACAUGACGGAGAAGCUGGAGAGUUUUGGGGCGUUGAAGUUGGACGGUCCUCCGAGCUCCCUGCAGCACUCCUCACACCCGCUCUUCAACUUCCGCUCGCCGCCGCCCUCCCUCUCCGACGCCAUCCUGCGCAAGGGCAAGGAGCGCUACGCCUGCAGGUACUGUGGGAAAAUCUUCCCUCGAUCGGCAAACCUCACCCGGCAUCUACGGACGCACACCGGAGAACAGCCCUACAGGUGUAAAUACUGUGACCGCUCCUUCAGCAUCUCGUCGAACCUCCAGCGUCACGUCCGAAACAUCCACAACAAAGAGAAGCCCUUCAAGUGUCACCUGUGCAACCGCUGCUUCGGCCAACAGACCAACCUGGACCGUCACCUCAAGAAGCACGAGCACGAGAACAUACCAGUGAGCCAGCAGUCAGGGAUGUUGUCCAAUUUAGGAACCACCAUCUCGUCCCCGAACUCAGAGCCAGACAAUCACGCACUUUUAGACGAGAAGGAGGACUCGUACUUCUCUGAAAUACGCAACUUCAUCUCCAACAGCGAAGUCAACCAGGCCUCCAGCUCCACGGACAAGAGGUCGGACACGGCGGAAGAAGAGCGCCCCCAUGGCCACGGCGUGAGCACCUCCAAACUGGGCCUGCGGGGGCUGGAGGAGGAAGAGGAGGAGGUGGACGGAGACGACGAGGAGGAAGAGGAGGGCAGCCUGACGGAGCGUUCCCAUGACGACGCGCCCGAGUCCCCCUGCCCGCUCACCGCCGGACCGCCCGACUCCCCGUGCCCCCUCACCGCCGGGGCGUCUCCGCUCACGACGGGGGCGUACGAAGAGGACGAAGAGGAGGAGGACCCCGCGCCACUAGCAAUGAGCUACGAACACACGCGCAGGCUUAUGCAAUGAUGCUGUCUCUGUCGGAGAACAACCCUCUGCACGCUCCAUCACAGAGCUCGCUGGACGCUUGGCUGAGUAUGGGCGGAGGACCAUCUGAGACGAGCAGCUUUCACCCACUCAACCACAUCU